GGUGCAUUCUUAGCUGGUUCUCACACCAUCUCAGCUGGUUCCUCUUAAUAUGGAGAAGCUUGAUACAGAGGCAUCCCUGAGUAGCUGCACUAGGGUGCAGGUGGAGUUCUAUGUGAAUGAAAACACCUUUAAGGAGAGGCUGAAGCUUUUCUUCAUCAAAAACCAAAGGUCAAGCCUGAGAAUCCGUCUGUUCAACUUCGCACUGAAGAUUCUCACCUGUGCCCUCUACAUGCUGAGAGUCAGCCUGGAUGACCCCAAGGAGGUCAAUGGCAACCCAUGCAGUGCAAUAUGUCGGAACAACAGCUGGACAAGUACAGCAGAGUCACCAGAAAUCAAGUGGGAGUUGAUUUUCUGGGUGAACAGACGGCUUUCUGUAUGGGCGAUACAGGUGACAGUGGCCUUAAUCAGUUUCUUGGAGACCAUGCUUAUCACAUAUCUAAGCUACAAGGGGAAUAUUUGGGAGCAGAUCUUCCAGAUAUCCUUCAUAUUGGAGAUGAUCAAUACAGUGCCAUUUAUAAUCACAAUCUUCUGGCCUCCACUGAGAAACAUAUUCGUCCCUGUAUUUCUUAACUGCUGGCUAGCCAAAGGUGCCCUGGAGAACAUGAUCAAUGAUUUCCAUCGUGCCAUCCAGAGGACCCACUCUGCCAUGUUCAACCAGGUGUUCAUCCUCAUCUGCACCUUACUGUGUCUGGUUUUCACAGGAGCUUGUGGCAUACAGCACCUAGAGAGAGCUGGGAAGAACCUGUCUUUGUUUGACUCGUUCUACUUCUGCAUCGUCACCUUCUCCACUGUGGGCUAUGGGGACGUCACUCCACAGAUCUGGCCCUCCCAGCUGCUGGUGGUCAUUCUCAUCUGUGUUGCACUGGUGGUCCUCCCACUGCAGUUUGAAGAACUAGCGUACCUGUGGAUGGAGAGCCAGAAAUUAGGGGGGAACUACAGCCGCCACCGGGCACAGACAGAGAAGCAUGUGGUGUUAUGUGUCAGCUCGCUGAAGAUUGACCUGCUGAUGGAUUUCCUCAAUGAGUUCUACGCUCAUCCCAGACUGCAGGACUAUUACGUGGUGAUUCUGUGUCCGACAGAGAUAGACAUUCAGGUUCGCCGUAUCCUCCAGAUCCCUCUGUGGUCUCAGAGGGUCAUCUACCUGCAAGGAUCUGCCCUCAAAGACCAGGACCUGAUGAGGGCCAAGAUGGAUGAUGCUGAGGCCUGCUUCAUCCUAAGCAGCAGGAAUGAAGUUGACCGAACUGCUGCUGAUCACCAGACUAUUUUGAGGGCCUGGGCAGCAAAGGACUUUGCUCCAAACUGUCCCCUCUACGUCCAAAUUCUCAAACCGGAAAAUAAAUUUCAUGUCAAGUUUGCUGAUCAUGUAGUGUGUGAAGAGGAGUUCAAGUAUGCCAUGUUGGCGCUCAACUGUGUGUGUCCGGCCACAUCCACCUUAGUCACUCUCUUGGUUCACACUUCCAGAGGACAGGAGGGGCAGCUCUCACCGGAACACUGGCAGAAGAUGUAUGGACGCUGCUCGGGGAACGAGGUCUACCAUAUCCGCUUGUGUGACAGCAAGUUUUUUGGGGAGUACGAUGGAAAAAGCUUCACCUACGCUUCCUUCCAUGCUCAUAAGAAGUAUGGUGUGUGUUUGAUCGGGGUGAAGAGAGAAGACAACAAGAGCAUCCUCCUGAACCCCGGGCCCCGCCACAUCAUGGCUGCCACUGACACCUGCUACUACAUCAACAUCACCAAGGAGGAGAACUCGGCCUUCAUCUUCAAACAGGAGGAGAAGCACAGCAAAGGUCUGCCCAUCACUGGGCUGUACGACGCUCCCUCCAGGCUGCCUGUGCACAGCAUCAUCGCCAGCAUGGUUGAUCAGGCCACUUCAUAUGGCACCGUAGCCAUAGAUCUCCAGAACCCUGAUCCCCCUGAGGAAAGCAGCAAACUGACCUUGCCGACGGAGAACGGCGCCGGAAGCCGCAGACCAAGCAUUGCACCUGUCCUGGAGAUCGCUGACUCCUCUGCCAUUCUGCCCUGCGACCUCCUCAGCGACCAAUCAGAGGAUGAGACCAACCAAUCAGAUGAGGAGGGCUCUAUCGGGUCAGAUUUUGUGAAGGGCUACCCCCCCAACUCGCCCUACAUCGGCAGCUCUCCAACUCUGUGCCACCUCCUACCACAGAAAGCUCCAUUCUGCUGCCUUCGCCUCGACAAGGGCUGCACACAUAACAGCUUUGAGGAUGCCAAAGCAUACGGCUUCAAGAAUAAGCUGAUUAUAGUCUCUGCAGAGACAGCGGGAAAUGGUCUCUACAACUUCAUUGUCCCCCUUCGUGCUUACUAUCGACCCAGGAAAGAACUCAACCCCAUAGUGCUGCUGCUGGACUACCCGCCAGACAACCACUUCUUAGAGGCCAUUUGCUGCUUUCCAAUGGUUUACUUCAUGGCUGGCACAAUCGAUAACCUGGACAACCUGCUGCAGUGUGGUAUAAUCUACGCAGACAACUUGGUGGUUGUGGACAAAGAGAGCACCAUGAGCGCUGAGGAGGACUACAUGGCAGAUGCCAAGACCAUUGUCAACGUCCAGACCAUGUUCAGGCUGUUUCCGAGCCUCAGCAUCAUCACUGAGCUCACGCACCCGUCCAACAUGAGAUUCAUGCAGUUCAGAGCCAAGGACUGCUACUCGCUCGCUCUCUCCAAACUCGAGAAGAUCGAGCGUGAUAAGGGCUCCAACCUGGCCUUCAUGUUCCGGCUGCCGUUUGCUGCAGGCAGGGUGUUCAGUAUCAGCAUGUUGGAUACGCUUCUUUACCAGUCAUUUGUUAAGGACUACAUGAUCGCUAUUGCAAGACUUCUUCUGGGUCUGGACACCACGCCUGGCUCUGGGUACUUGUGUGCUAUGAAGGUCACAGAGGAGGAUCUGUGGAUCAGGACUUACGGCAGACUCUUUCAAAAGCUUUGUUCCUCCAGCGCUGAGAUCCCCAUAGGGAUCUACCGCACAGAGUCACACAUGUUCUCAACCUCAGAGGGCAAGGACAGUUAUGCACAGUCUCAGGUGUCCAUCAAUGUGGAGCAGGGCGAGGAGCAUCGGGAGCGCGGAGAGUCCUGGAAGGAGAAGACGGCCCACAGAAACUCUACCACGAGCGACCAAUCAGAGCACCCGCUGCUGAGGAAGAAGAGCAUGCAGUGGGCACGACGUCUAAGCAGGAAGAGCGCCAAACCGUCAAGUCGAGCCGAGCGCAUCUCGCAGCAGAGACUCAACCUGUACCGACGCUCUGAGCGACAGGAACUGUCUGAGCUGGUCAAGAAUCGCAUGAAGCACCUGGGCCUGCCCACCGUCGGAUACGACGAGAUGAACGACCACCAGAACACGCUGUCCUACGUCCUCAUCAAUCCUCCUCCUGACACCAUGCUGGAGCUCAACGACAUUGUGUACAUUAUCCGGUCCGACCCGCUGGCACACAUGCCAGAUGACGCACAGGUGGCGCAGCCGCGCGGCAACAAGAACCAGCAGGACUUUGGCACAGAGACGAGAGACGAGACUCACCUCUGAAACCCCCCUCAGUCCUCAACACCCUGACCCUUAACCUCUAAGCCCCCAGCCGGGCCUACAGAGCUUGUUUGUCUCACACAGAUGAAGACUUGUCUCUGGCCAAGAACAGCUGUCCAUAGUGUGUGUGCAUUAAGUGUCUCUCAGCCUCAGACCACAAACAAUCAACAUGUUAAAAGACGGACGGCGCUGAGAGAACUGCUGUUUCCCACUGAGCUGCUACAGGAGGAUGCAUGAAGAGUGCCUCGUCAUUGACCCCGACUCCAAUCACACGCCUACUGUACUGACACACGUCGCCCUCGCUAAACUAUCUCAAACCCAGAACCAGGCACUGGAAACGACGCCCUCCUCCCAACCAAAGGUCUAAGAGGUUUGGUCGCUGUUAUGAGAUGUCUUUGGACAGUCUGGGGAUUUUUUUUUUUUUUUUGUGCACUUACAAGAUAUCAAAUCAUCAUUUCACUCAGCAUGUUUUGCUCAGGGGUGAAGUUGCCCCUCGUGCCGUGACUCAGGCCGAAUUCCUCUGAGCCUGUUUCUACCUAAACUCACAAAAGAACCGAAUCUCGGGGCAACUGCACCCUCCUCCACAACUUCACAGUCAUGUUCUCUAAAGGGUAAAUAUUCAAGCAUUUACCAGGAAAUUACGGUACAUGUGCACUUUCCUUAAUUUAUUACAGAUUUUGACUGUUUGUAUUUAUUUAUCAGAUGGGAUUUUCAUUUUCUUUAAGAGCACAAACUUUUUUAAAGCAAACUGCCAUCUGUGAAUAUACACACUGUAGUGGCACUUUUAUCAGCCAUAUUAACAUUUCCUUCUCUGUUCUUGUGUUUUUGGAAACCAAUUUUUGCUGUAGUUAUUAUUGAAAAGUAAAUAUUGUUAAUUUAUUUCACUAUCUUAAGGGUCCCAGAUCAUGUCUGCUCUACGUGCCAUUUUGUUUACUUUAUUUCUCUGUAAAUAUAUUUAAGUGAUUUGUACAUUAUGUUCCAUUCUGCAUCUAUUUUGUGAUAGCAGUGUUAGUGUUUUUUAUUUCAGAGCCUGACCGAUACGUAAGACGUGCACCUGCAGUAUAGAAAUGCCAAAAGAAUACAGGUAAAUGAGGGAUAAAUUCAUACAAAAUAUGAAUCAUCAAGCGUAUCUCAACCAUUCAGUAUCUCAGCGUUAAUGUUAGUGAUACAGACUUGCCCAUAGUGCACACUACUUCAUUUACAUCAUAAUUCAGCAACACUUAUUGUAGUUCAUAUUUGCCAAGUGUUAUAAGCUGUUUUUUAAUACAUUAUUUUCUUAGUUAAACUUAAGAAUAUAUGUUUAUUUUUUGGUUUGUAGUCAUCAUUUAUGGAUUUUUUUUUUUUUUUGACAUUUAUUUUGCUGUAAAGUGUCUCACGCGUUAUAGAUCAUGGCCACAACUAUUAGCCAAGCAGAUUUUUGGACAAAUCAGGCUAGCUGUUUCCACUCGCUUCCAGUGUUUAUGCUAAGCUAAGCUAACUGUCUCCUGGCUGUCAGCUCUCCUUUUGUUUACAGGCAGGAGACUGACAUCAGGACACAGUGGCGCGAGGGCGCCAAAUACAGAUGGAGGGCAAGAAGCAUUUCAGGCCUUAACUGACUGACACUGAGAAUCUACCCUGUGGAAAAAUGCCUAUGUUUUGUGUAGUUUACCUGUGCUCAAAUCAUUCCAAUAGAGAAAAAGAAAAAAGCUAUUAUAGGGUACCAAAAGUAGUCACCCACAAAGAUGAGAAAUAUUUUUAAAAAAAACUUGCAGAACAACGCCAUUAAAGGUGGAUCUUUAACCUUCUUCUGUGGUCGGGAGGAGCAAUCUGCUAAUGUCUGCAGUGAUCACUUUUUCAAAGGUGCGGUAACAGUAACCGCCUCAAUUGUCGGAAAAUCUUUAAGGUACGUGGAAAACUCGCUCAUCUUCAUGAGGUAUGGGUCACGUCCAACAUAUUGUUUGACUAAUUGUGUGUAUGUCCGUCUCAACACAGGAUUUAAACCCGUGCAAUACGGACUCUGCUAAUUUUUCCUCCAUUGGCUUUGACAUGUAACUUACUUCCUGCCCUCCGUGAAACCCAGCGAUUGAAUUCUUAACAAGAGAACUAAUCGCUCUCUUGUUGAGAAUUCAGGGCUCUCAAGUCUCACGCAUUGAGCGUGACAGUCACGCUUUUCGGUCUUUUGUCGCUAAAAAAAAAAAAUACCGGUAAAUUUCUCUGGUGCGCCGUUGCUAUGAAACCGGGAGGAAUCAGGCAGGUCUGCUAUGGAGUUGAGCGCGUCUCUUACCUAUCAAUCAAAAAAGGAAAGGGGCCGGCUAAGAUAACACAGCAACCAAUGUGACACCCCCGUCCUCUCCUAGUGACUUUAAGUGUUGAUCCCAACAGGACAAAAACGAAAAGUAUGAUCAACAGAUCUAUUAUUAUUUAAUUUUUUAAACUCAUAUCGAUAUCAGUAUUGGUAUAGAAAUCCAGUAUCAGUCAGGCUCUAGUUUUUUUUUAUUCUUCUAACUUGAAUUCACUUGACCUUGAUGGUAAAUAUUCUUUUUUUUUCCCCCUGAUCCUUCAGUUUCAUAACUCUGACGGAGUUGCGGUAGGACUGGUGGCAGAACAGUUUGCACAGAUAUUGACAGGCACAGUUAAGUCUAUUUCUAUCCUGUAACCCGUUUCCAAAUGUAUUUGGAACGUACUUGAGCUGAAAACAAAGUUCUCUCCUUUCCAAACUGUAGAGGCCACACAUUGUGUAUAGAAGUGUCACUGUGCAGUAUUUAAUCUUUUCAUUUGUUCAUUUCUCAGAUAUAUUUAUAAAUUCACCAUUUACCAUUUUGCUGUUUUGUUUUAGUCUCUUCUGAUUGUUAAAAAGUGAAAGAGGACUUGAACUAUUUUGCACUAAGCUCUGCGGGGAUGUCUAGAGCAUAACAGCAUGACCCUUUAAUCUGAACCUGUGCAACACAGCGGACAGUAUUCAACCAUUCCUGUGAAGCAAAGACAGUCAGAUGUGCAGUAAUAACAUGCCAUGAAUUUUGUUGAUUUGAUUUACCUUGCACAUGUUUGCAAAGCUUACUUUGUUGUGUGCAAAUGUCAAAGGAAUAACAAGUGAUACUGUAGUUAUUAUGAAGUAACCUCAUAUUUUGUUUGUCUUUGGAGGAAUCAGCAUAAGCUUUUUUUUCUUUGCUCAGUGGCCCCUCAGAAGAGUCAGUUUACAGGGCAGGAGAGCUGAGGAGUGAAAGCGUGAGCGACCCUGAUGGAGGAUACGAUCGGUGUGCAGAUCCAUUCAUUUAACGUCUUCCUGGGUCCUCGCUUCUGAUAAAGUUCAACACACCACAAAGAAAUCACUUCAGAUCUCCUACCCUCCAUACUUACAAUAUCACAAGGGGCAUGUAAACACUAAAAAGCAUGUUUUGAUAUACAAGCUUGCCAAGAACAAUACAUUUUGUACACUUAGCAGGGCAUUUAGUGUGAUGUCCCGUUGCUAGAGAAACCCAUAAUCAAGUCAACUGCUUGCAAGUUGGAGCCAUUAUUUGAUACUGUGUAUUUAUAUGAAUGGAACGUGCAUGUCGUCUAGGUGUUAUCGAAAGCCUCCGUAUUAUGUUUACCUCUACUUUGUUUUUAAGUCAUUGUCAAAAAGGGGUUGAUCCAUUUUGUACUAUUUCUUAUGAGAAGCGAGUGUACUUCUCCACAUAUGAAAUCUGAACAAAUAAAUGCU
Toxotes jaculatrix (banded archerfish) is the source of this 7202-nucleotide messenger RNA. Its product is annotated as potassium channel subfamily T member 1-like. Gene Ontology annotation, biological process: potassium ion transport. Gene Ontology annotation, molecular function: intracellular sodium-activated potassium channel activity. The record is from RefSeq and is a predicted model, not a curated record. The transcript has 31 exons. Lineage: Eukaryota; Metazoa; Chordata; Actinopteri; Toxotidae. Bases 50 to 3526 code for a protein of 1158 amino acids. Gene Ontology annotation, cellular component: membrane.